AUUGACCCGGCGAAAUUUCCACGUCUGUUUUUCAAAAGAGAAUACCACUUUUUACUCCAUUUGCUUGCUAUGCAAGUUGUUAUAGUAUGUGGUAGAUAUUUUUCUUUUGUAGUGGUAUUUUUCGCACUGGUCGCCUUCCAGCCCGACUUUUCUUUAUGAUUUACUGUGUUGCACUUUACAAGUGAAAAGCUUCAUGAAAAUUUCUUUGAACAUGUCAAAAAAGUUCUUGGUACACAUCCUCCUAGUUGUAAACAUUUUAGUGUGUAGCGGACUUAGAUCAGCUGCAAGAGAAAAGAAGGCGAAAUGUCCAACGUGUAGUGAUAUAGUGGAAGCUUUUAAGAAGGUAAACACUUUUGCUUUGUUAUCUGUGUCAAAGUCACGUAAAGUAGAAAAUGAGUUAACGUAGUGAUUUCUAUGUAAGAAUGUAAGGUUUUAAAAUCUACUUGUCUUAUCAUCAUAUUUAUAUGUCAUCUGCAAAGUGGAUAGAUUUGACAGAUUUGUUACAUUUCGGUAAUUUAAUGUUACUUACAAAUAGUACAGCAAUCAUACUAAUGAAUCUAUUUAAAUAUGAAUUUGACCCCCUAAAAAACAAUUUUUUUUUUUGAUGAUGCUUUUCAUAAAUGAAGCGGGUAAGAAUAGACGGCCGGAGAGGUACAUGGAGGGAGAACGGUAGAGAGUUGGGGAGAAAAUAUGUAGCAAUGCUCAGUAGUUUGCAAUUGAAAAGGGCUUAAUGCAUCAGUCAAUUACACCUGUGCCCAGCCCCCCCGGGCUACUGCGGGGCAUUUGCCCACCUUGUCAGUCCCGGGGGUGGGGCAUUGGCAAAUUUUGCACUGCCUGGGGGCCGGGCAUUUGCCAACCCCCAGGCCAUCCCCAAGCUUUUGACACGCACAUGGUUUCCUAUCAGAAUAUAACUGCACAGAAGGUUUUACUGGAAUAAAUUGUAGAGAGUUGUAAAGGCAUAUUCUCCAAAAUAACAUGUAUGUAUGCAUUUCUUCAUUGCUUAUCAAGCCAGAAUAACAGCAAAAUUGGAGCUAUGGAUGUGAAUCAACGUUUUUUGGUUACUGAAUCAAAUUUCUAUUGAUUUUAUUUGAAGAACAUCCUUUCAUAUUCAUAAAACUAUUCAUAACAUAUAACUUUACAGUGCUCUAUUAAUUUUAAUGCCAAUAAUUUUAUAUCAAUACUAAGACCAUAAACUGGUGCAUGUCAUCGCGGCGUGAAGUCUUAAUUAGAAUCCUCAUGCUAUUAAAAAAUCGCACAUUAACAUGCUUAAAAUGCUUAAAAUGUCACUAUUUGAAUGGCUGUAAAUGGCACUAUUUGACAGUGCGAUCAAUGACAAAUGUUGCAGUGUUGACGGAGGACGGGGCAUUUGCCCUCUUUUUUCGUUCCCACCCCUGGGGAUUUGACAGCUCAAGAGUCCCCACCUCCGGGAAUUUGCUAUCCAAGGCAAAAAGAAUGCCAGUGCUCGGGGGUCAGCCCGGGGCGGGGCUAGGCACAGGUAGAAUUGACUGAUGCAUAAGUUAGGAAGCCAAGAAAAAAAGGAUGGGAGCUAGAAAUGCACGGUAUGGGCGGUUGAAGGUUUAGACCCCCUACUCCCCUCCCCCCCCCCAUCUGUAGAAGAAGGUUUAGUGUGAUACAAGUGUAUGUUUUCUAGAGACUGUGGGUUUUUAUUUUGUUUUCUCUAAGACAUCUUAGAAGCUUUAGAAAGUGAACUGUCUUGUCAACGUAGUUUUUGUGGUCAUACAGCUUUAGUAUUUUUUCUCCACAAAAUAAAUGUUUUGUUUGAAGGUGCAUUAAGAACUGAACAAAUCUAGAAGCUAGGUAACUGUAUUUGCUAUAAUAAUGUGGCUGCCCUUGUUGACAAUUUUCUUUGUGUCUUGUUUAAGGGUAAAGAUAAAACAGAAAAAUCAAACUUUGGUGGUGGUAACACAGCUUGGGAAGAAAGAGCACUUGGAAGUUGGGCACAAAGGUGAGGUGGUUUCUUAGAGAUCUUCCCCCUGGGGGGGGGAGUAGGGGGGACUCCUAUUACAUUAGAUAAAAGUAUGUGCUAUAGAGAUAACUGAAAACUACAGUUAAUCCACUUUUUUCCUAUUUACUACGUUACGUUUUUUUUUAAUUAUUAUUUUUAGUGAGUUGUAAUGCUUUAAUGGAAAUACCGUCUCUGUAUAUGGGAAUGCUAAUAAAGUCGUCAUUGUUGUUGACUGCCAUAUAAAAGUGACAGGAUCGCUGUUGGAAAAUUAGAAUGGAGUCCUUGAAGGAGACCAAUCUGGGUGUGGCUCAGGCUCUGUUGACUCCUAAAGGAGACCAUACUCAAACAAAUGUCUUAACAGUAUUUGCCUCUUCAUAAUAUAUAGAUUUAGCCAGGGCGUUAAUAUACUUAUAGUUUACUCAUCAAAAAUUUAAAUGGUAUCAUGCUAAAUGGCAAUGGCAACAAAAAUGGCAAAAAAUAAUCAAUUGCUCUAAAGGUGUGAUAAAACAGGCCACAAAAAACUUGCAACUUGUUUAGCAACACUGCUGCAAAGCGAGUUGAAUAGCAUGGCAAUGUUAAGAGUUUUACCACCUACGAAAUGAAAAGCCUUCCAGCCAUAUUUGUUGGAAGACAAGUUCAAAAGGUGGUGGUAAAAUGCGCAACAUCGCUAUUCAACCAACUCGUUUUUUAGCGAUGCUUGAACUAAACAAGUUUGAAUGUCUUUUGUUGCCUGUUUUACUGUUGCUUAAUUAGCAAAAAACAACUUGGCAUGUGCAGCACACUUUUUUGUACAUUUCUUUGCGGUUGUUUUGCAUGACCACAAGGUGAAAUUUCCUAGUUACAUGUUUUAUGAAGGAAUUGCUAUAUGUGUUCCUUUUCGCUUCUUUUUUUACUGCUGCUUAUUUUCACCUUGGAGGCCACAGGCAUUUCUCAUUUUCUCACUGCCGCUACAAAAAUGUUCACAUUUUUGUUGCAAUGAAAUUUGUUUCCUUUGUUUUUUACCUCUCUCUGUUAUCCAUGUUGGUGUAGACAUUAAAAUUUAGCCACAAAAAAAAUACUUGGCUUCAACAGCUGUCAAUUGAUCUUCAUAUAGAUGUUUAUGGGCUCCUGCCAUCCCUUACUAUAGUGCUGGUAGUAAAUGUAAGAUUCGACAUUGGCUUAACAUGUACUGGGUGAACGGACAUACAGAUGGUCACAGAUUACCAAAAUUUUUCACAUCCAUUGCUUACCAUUUUUUCUACCUAUGGUGCUCUUCUGUGCACACUUCAUGCGCGCAAGAGCUCCACUAUGAAUGUAUCUCUGGACACAACCCUUAGUGAUACCUUAAUGGCUACAAAAUUGGCAUUCCUUCCUGAAUGCCCCAAGUAAAGAAAGAAUUAUUUUAAGUAUUUAUUAAUAGUCACACUGUUAUUUCAUCACUGUCUGGAGACAAAGAAGCUUGUCUUUCCUGAAUGGCAAAAUUACCGAAUGCUACUUUCGGGCAUUUCCUGUGCUGUAUGUUACAUGUAACUCUAUUAAGAGGCUCACACCCCAGAAGCUGUGUCUCAAUAUAAAUAUGCAAUAAAAGGUACUUAGUCACAUCUUUAGUUAAUGUUGAUUUAUUCUUUGUUAAGCUGUGUAAAAAAUGUUCCCUUAGCCCCUCCCUUUGGAUUUUUACCCUUCAAUUCAUUAACUCAAUCAUUGUUAUAUAACUAUAUGCUUUGGUUAAGUCUGCUAAGCAACUUGUCCAAGCUCAGUUAUCUUGUUUAUUUCACUUAAUUUUCCCCAAUAACAACCUCACAAGUUCCAACCCAGCAGUCCAGUAGUGUAGCAAGAUAUGUGAGUGACAUGUGGUCAUUCAGUCCAUAAUAGGUUUUUGGGUUGGUGGCCUUUAGCCAGGGGCACCCAAUGACCGAAUGUUUCCAAAUACCCCAAAAGUGUCUCAGGUGUAUUUUUUCUGUGCUUUAGAAACCUGUUUGGUUAAUUUGGAGUUGCCCUAAAAACUAUCAGUCUGUUUGGAUGUCUAAGGGGAACUUUGGUUGUUAUGGACAUUUUAGGUGGCUUUUUCGUCUCAUCUGAAAGUGUUAGCUGCCCUUAUGGGUCCGGUCGAAAGUUUGAGGACGUGAAGUUGUCUUGCAUGCUUUCAUUAGUAAAUUAUAGGGGACGUUUUGACUUCAUACCGAAAGUUUUAGGAGACCUUUUUUUUAACAAUAAUCGCAAUAUCUUGGUAUUAAAAUAUGAAUAACACAACCUCCGAAAAUUGUAGCUAAGCUAUUAGAAAACCUCCAAACAUUUUAGAUGAAUGGAACGGUUAUCCAGAAAUUUUUAGCUUUUCUCAAGCUUUAGAAAUUUUUCGGCAAUAUUUGCUCCUUCAAACAGUUAUUUUAUAGAAAAAAGACGCUAGGUGCCCCUGUUUGGCUUGUAGUGUUGCCACUGCAGAGCAUUGUUGUUUAUUGUUGUUUGCAUAGACCUCAGCUCAAAGUGCCUGAAGAAGAGAGGCCUAAAAGGUGUCAUGCAAUAGAAGUUGAUAGUGAUGUCAAUGCUGGGAGCAGUCUCCGUCAAAUUAAACCCAGUGGUCUACUCUUUUUUAUACUUCUUUUCUGUUUGGAUAUAUACUCUUAACAGCUAACAAUUGACAUUUUCAAUCCAUUGUGGUAGUGAUCUAAUUGUAUCUCAAAUACAUAAUAUUAUUUAUAUAUUAUUAUUUUGGUCAUAAUGCAUUUAUCGUUGUUUUACUGUUCAAUCAAGAGGUUAAUGAGUCUAAUGAGGAAAUAAAUCAAUUUGGGAUUUACAUUGUCUUGUAUCCUGAUUUUCAGUGAAACCAGAUUAGUUGAAGUUAUGGAAGGACUUUGUGAUGAUAGUGCUUCAGAGGUAGGAAGAUACUAAAAUUUUUGGCAUCAUUUUGGGUUUCUUGCUAAAAUGCUACCUGUUUAUAGCUAAAACAGUAAAAUGCCUGCAAAGUGUUCACUUAUAUAAAUGUGGAAAUUUUGCGUAUCUUGUAUUGUUCUAAAAUAAUGAUAUUACCAACCCAGCUCAGGAGAAUUAUUUACUUAACUCAGAUGCCUGAUGUGGUUAUGUGUGGCCUAAUACUGCCUCAUAUAUCCAGAAAAUCUCAGCCAGCAAAAUAAAUAAUUAUCUGUAAAACUGUGAAAAUUAUCUGUGAAAUUAUCCGUAAGUUGGUCCACUUUUAGGACAAAAAAAAAAAGGUGUCAUUUUGAAAAUAUAAUCGUGGUGAAAUAGGGACCAAAUUUGAGCUCUAACCCAGGGGGCACAUACCGAGGGGGGGUACUCCCAUACAUUACCUAUUCAGGUAUGUGCCACCCAACGGGGUCGUGAUUUUGAAGCUCCUGAUUUACAACGGGGUAUCCAUUUCAGAGGCGUUUUCUAGAACGGGGUAUAAAAAUUUGUGGAUCAGGGCUUUAUAUUCUGCUUAAGAUUGUUGCUGAUUAUGAAGAAGCGUUUAUUUGAUGUAUAAGUUGAACAACUAAAGAAAUAUCUUUAAAAAAAAAAAAAACAGGGCUAUUUCAAUUUACAAACUUUCUUGAACGGAGUAUAAAAAAUUGGCUCAUUUCUAGAACGGGGUAUCAGUUUUAGGGCGAAUUCUAGAACGGGGUAUAAAAAAUUGGCCCAUUUCUAGAACGGGGUAUCAAUUUUAGGGGAAAUUUUUUUUAGAACGGGGUGCCAAUUUGGAGUCCCUGGCGGCACAUAUUCACCCGAAAAAUACCCCCCGGGGCACAUACCCAGUAGGAGACAUUUUGCAGCUCACACCUUGUUAAGGUUGCACUGAUCAGGACAUAAUCUAAAGAUUGAUCUGGGGGGUAGUUUUUAUCGACUAAUCAAUUCCAGUAGUCUGCUAUAUUUCCAUGUGUGUAAAGUUACAGUACAUUUGGUUUGAUUUUUCAGUGCCAUGCAAUGGUAGAAGAGCAAGAGGAAACUUUAGAAGAAUGGUGGUUUAAACAGUGAGUGUCCAAUCAUGAUUGAAUGCUGUAUCAUUUGAAGAACUGAUUGAUCGAAUCUUGACUAAAGCAGUGACAAUGCUGAGCUAAGAAUUUAGAUGUUUCCAUCCUCCCCAGAACAGAGACAAUAUGUUUUUAAAAGCCUCAUUGCCAUAUAAAAUGGGAUGUUCAGUUUUGAGUUCAAUGAAUUGAAGUUUUGUGUAUGUUACAGCCCAUCAUACUCAAUUAGGUCGAGUUAUAAAGAAACCUGUAAGACUGGACUUAUGAACAAUUUCCUUUAACCCUACCCUAGUAUGUAGAUUUUAGUGUCUCGUGACUUUGUUCCCGUGUACUCGGUUGAAGAUUGUAAGUUGUAGAAUUCCCUGUACUUCCAGUUGAAAAUCUGUGUAUUUGAGCCUUGUUGAGCAGUUGUGCUUCUUCACUUUUUCAGCAGUGCGUGAAUGACAAUUUGUUCGUAACUUGUACAUUUAUUUAUUAAAGUCAGUGGCCCCACUUCUUCAUAAGGUGUGAUCCUGAUCAUGAAUUUCUUCCAUGAUCAAAAUUCUGGCUAACAACUUCCUUUUCAAGAGAUAUUUCUUUAAUGAUAUUUUUUCUUACAGCCAGUUUAAAGAUGAAAAUAUUGAUAUGAAGAAAUGGUUUUGCAUUGACACAUUAGAAGGUAAGAGAUCAAUUUCAAGCAUGUAAGUUUUAAACCAUGAAGACAUCAUUCAACCAAAACAAGUCUUUCAAACAAAGAGAAUUAUUUCCAGUUUUUUAACUACCAGCUUUUCUAACACUGUCUCUUACUGAGUGCCACUCAGGCAUUAAUAUAAUGCUGGUAAGCAUAGCAAUAUCAUGACUAUCUUCUGUGUUAAUGAAAAUAUGAUAGAAGUUUGUAGUAAAGCUCUGCAGUGCUGGAUCCCACUGAGUAACUGUAGGAAAACUAGAUAAUCAUGUACAGUUACCUUAUCAUCACAGCACCAUUGCAAGAACACUGCAUGCAUUGUGUUAAUUCAAUGACACCCUUUUCUUUCAGUUUGUUGUCCUGAGGGCACUUAUGGUCCUGACUGUACAGGUAAGCAAACACCCCUCUACCUUCCUAAGUUUGAUGCCCUUGCCUAAUCUUCAUUUGAUAACCAACAACAAUGUUUGUGAAGAAGCAACAAGAGGAAAGCAGUGAGCUUGUUGAUGUUAAGCUUAGAACUGAGGAAUAAGUACCAAGAAAGUUGGUAAAACCAGCCACAGAGUUAUCAUUUUUGUUUGUGUUGCAGAAUGUGCAGGUGGUAAAGAUAGUCCUUGUAAUAGUCACGGAAAAUGUGAGGUACGUAUCUGAGAUGUCAGACAAAGGAACUCUUGUAACAAGCAAAGUUCUCCAUCCUUCGAUUUUAUUCCUCGUGACUUGAUAAAUACACAAUAAUCUUAGGCCAAUUCAUACUUGUUCAUUACAAAGUAAGGGUGUGGCAGGACCCAUUGCACCUACCCAGCGCAAGGGUUAUUCUGUGUUUUGUAUUUCCUCUUUGUUACAACACAGGGCGAUGGUACCAGAGAGGGAUCAGGCAAAUGUUCAUGUGACUCUGGAUAUGAAGGAGAGUUGUGUGAUGAGUGUGCCGACUUGUUCUUUGAAGAGGCGGGUGAAGAUUCUAAACCUAAAUGUACUGGUAAGUCAAUGAAAGUUGGAAUGUAAUUAUGUAAAAUUCUGUGUUAUUUGGUAAAUACACCUGCAAGUGAGCUUAUUCAAGAGCAGAUACAAAUUCCAAGGUUAAAAUAAUUACUAUGAUGAGCAUCCACUGAAAAAAAGAGUAGUUUACCUCAUCAUCCCUGUCCUCUACCCCACCCUUUUUGCCCCACCUUACAUUUACAAUUCCACUUGAUGAUAGUCCUUACUAGUCUUCAAAGCUGGUGGCCAUUUUGUUUGGUGAGUGUGCAAAUGAGCAGCAAAGCUGUGAAUGCAUUGGUGAAUCAAAAUCUGGGCAAGCAGUUUUCCCACCCUGUUUUCCUGCCCCUUUCUCUUUACAACUUUGGUAUUCACUCUUGAUCCCCUCUGUUGCCUCCCUCCCCUCCCCAUCAAAACCAUGAGCUUCACGCAGGCAGGCUAGUUUCUUACUUUAGAUGUACAUGCUUCUGUUUCCCCAGUGAGAGGCUAUUUUUAUUUUGGAAUUAAUGUGCCUCCUUGAAGGGAAGUACAUGUAGAUGUACCUGUUCAUGUUAGUGAUUGUUAACAUGCCAUACUUUGCAUGUGUCAACAGCCUGUCAUGAGUCCUGUGCAGAAAGUUGUAGUGGCAGCUCACCCAAAGACUGUGAGAAAUGCAAAGAAGGUUGGGACAUGACAGAAGAUGAAGGCUGUAAAGGUGUCUAUUAUUUUGUGUUGAAUUUGCCAUAAAGCCAUGUUAAGUAGAGUACCUUGUUUUAUGGUGGUUACUCAUACCAUUACGCAUUAGACUGACAAACCCGAGGCUGACAUGUGCACUCAUUUUACCUGCCUCACUCCAUCAGUGCUCUAUCUUAGGGGUAUCUUAAACUACCUUAAUCUAUAAAUCUACGUGGAGGCAUGUGUGGCUAAGUAGUCAAGGUGGCUGAACACAGUUUUGUGGGCGGUCAGCGGUAACGCGCGUGACGGCAAGUGUUUUGAAUUAAGCUAACAAACAUGGCGGCGAAAAAGCAAUGGUACGCAGAAAACAAUUUCUCAAAUCUUAUCAAAAUUUUGUGAUAUUUGGCAGAAUUUUAACUUUUAUCGUAUUUUAAAUAAUUAGAACUUUAAAAAGGAAGUUGAACAGACAAAUUUUGUAACAUAUUUAAUAAUUACAGUACAAUUAUAUUAUUAUCUGAAAACCCAUCUGUUAGCAUUUGGUCAGAUAAGUUUCAAAUGGUAAUGAUUAAUUAUAGUAAACUGUGUUAAAGUUUAUAGGAAAAUCUAAUGAGUGAAUUUUAUGCAAACUGAGCAAAAGUAAAAUUUUAAGGUUGUAUUCAAUCGUUUAUGUUGCCAUGGAAACUACGAAAACGUCAAAUUUUACCUGUCAAUCAAACUCUUUCAUCAGUAUAUUUUUCACUUGCCAAAUUUCAGCUUGUGAGCUGUAACCUUUCUCUUACCAUAAUUUGGCAAAUGACAUAUACGUACAAACUGCCAGAACUGAGUUCAGCCACCUUAACACCACGAACUCUGAAUCUGGAGGUUGGGGAUUCAAGCCUUGCCCAUCACAUUUCCUUAAACAAGGAACUUUACUCCACUUUGUCUCUCUUCCCCCAGGUGUAUAAAUGGGCACCGGUGACAUACUGGUGGGGGGUAACCCUGAAAUGGACUAGUAUCCCGUAAAGGUGUCAGUAGCAGUACUCCUAUUUAUACUUCAUAGUACAGAAACCAGGAUAAGCUCCAGCCGUGUGGGCCUUUGGCUUGUGUGUACCUUUACCUUAAUCUAUAGUAUACAGCUUAAAAAACAUAAAAACUUACAAAAUACUUUUAAUAAAAGCAUAUACCGGUAAACAAUCCGAUACUCUUACUUAUUGCAUUGUUGUUUUUCCUUAAGAUCAAUUUGUAGGUUUUUCAUCCUUAUAAGAAAUAAUUUGUAUCAAUAGUUGGUAGUUGUUCCAAAUAAUAAAAUGCAGAUGUAAUGCAUGCAUCGUCAAGGGUUUCAUUUUUAAUGUCUGGUCACUACCUAAUUAAGUGCCAUGGACAAUUACUGAAUAACCAGUCUUCUGUUCUGAUUAUGAAUCAUUUUUGUCUCAGACAAGAAUGAAUGCGAAGAAGAGGACAAGUGUACAGAAGGCAAAUAUUGUAUCAAUAACCCUGGUUCUUAUAGAUGUGAAGGUAGGUACAUGUAAACUUUCCAGAUAUUAUCUUAAUUCAGUGUUACCCACAAUACAGUACUCAUAGGUAAUCCAGGCAUAAGGAGUAAAAGUAAUCACUUUUGUUUUAUUGUCAGAAUGCCAUGAAUCGUGUGAAGGUAACUGUACUGCUGAGGGACCCAAGGGAUGUAUUGAAUGUGCCAAAGGUUAUACCAAGACUGACGAUGAAGGUUGUAAAGGUAGGUAAAAGUGGGUAUACUGUGAAAAAGGCUGGUGUUCUGUGAAUUUUAAAGGAACAAAAAUAUUUCAUUCCCCGCUCCUCCCCCAGCUCCCUUUUUUUAGUUUUUUAGUUCCUUGCGUCUUGUUUAUUCUAAUGUUCUGCUACAAUCUAAACGAAAAUGUCUGCUUCAGAUGCGAUGUCAAAGUAUGUGAAAUUUAUGUAGAAGUUGAAAAACUGGUGAUUUCAAACUACUUUCUCCGAAUAGUAAAGAGGAACUUAACAACGAAAAAUUGAAUUGAAUAAAUGUCAAGGGAAUGGAUGACAUAGCACGAAAGACUGUUAACUGUGUCCAUCUGCGUCUGCAAUCACACCAGGGGUCUGUUUCUCGAAAUUCCCCGGUAACGUUUAUCCUCGGAGACCUGGGGGUAACUUUUCGGGCCCAGAAAGUUGUUUCGUGUUUGCUGUGUUUGCAUUCAAGAUCAAAGUUUCAAUAAUUUUGAAUUAAUAGACUCUUCCAGUUGGCAGUGGUUUUGCAUAAAGUUACUAUGCUGGGUACCACACGGAAAACACACAAAAAGUAAUGGGCAAAAUUCUGGUGGCAGGAAAGCGCUUAAAUCUAGGGGUAAGGGAACCAGGAGAGAAGUCCUGCUCGGGGGAGACAAGAUCGAGUGGAACCGGGGUAGAAAAUAUACUAUGCUAAGUUACAGUGGACUUGCCAAAGGUGAAGGAUACUUUGUAAUCGAACAACUAGUUACUGUUCAUUGUUCUUUCUUGUACUUUGGACUAGUAUCUACUGUUACUUAGUACAAAAGCUUAUUCAAAUGUUGAACAUUGUGUGACAAAAGAACUGCUUUUGUCGCACAAAAGUGUGCUUUGAUAGGGCAUAAUUUCAGGUUCAUUAAUAUCAGUUUAUGCUACCAUAAACUUUAACCAGUAGUGUUUGCUGUUGAUGUUUUUUAAUGUAAGAAGAAAUAACGGCACUAAGCUAUUUUUAAUGAAAACGAAAGAGAAACCGUAAAACCUAGACUGCGAGUCUUUUGAGUCACAGUAGAUCGCGAGCUAUUUUGCUGGCCGCGCGUUGGUCUGAGAAGAGAAGGACGACCGCUCGCGGUCUACGUAAAACUUAACCUGUUCACAUGAUAUUUCAGAUGUUGAUGAGUGUUCGGAAAAUUCAACUAUCUGUGAAAACGGAAAGUUCUGUGACAACACGCCUGGAUCGUUCGCUUGUCGAGGUAAAUAGCUAUUGUUUUCUAUUAAUUUUUACUUACUAGGCCUUGACUGUCUGCAAUGGUAAAUAGAAAAACAACAGGUAAUUACUCAACUUCAACUUCAACUUCAACUUUAUUUCAUAAGACUAUUGGUUACAAUAGACUGGCCCGCAAAAUAGCAAUUGCUAAUCUAGGCGGACCAGUUUAAAGAAAAAUAAAUUGAAAGGAAAAGAAAGGAAGGAAAAGGAAGGAAAACUACAAUUUUAAGUUACAAUAAAUAAUAUUCUAUCACAGUUUUAUUUUAAUUACAUUAAAUCUGAACAAGCAAACAAACAAAUACUUUAAUACAGAAAUCACUAAACUAUUAAUCGAACUUUUUCACCUAUUAAGGGCGUCUCAAUAUAUUCAUCUUCUCUUUUUAAGAUAUCCGAAAGCAAUCUGUGAGGUACUUUCCUAAAUUUCUUUUUAGGAAGAUCUCUCUCUCUAUUACUUCUAUAGAGAAGAGAAGUGUGACGUCACGAAAAUUCAAAUUUGUGAAAUUAUGGGAUUGGUUAGCAUAUUCAGAAAGCAUAUUCAGCAUAUUCAGAAAGAGGAAGAUGAAAAAUGGCCCCUCGCCAAAAAUCAGCCUGUUAGUGCAAGUUGGUGAGGAUAUGAGCACUGGUUUGCUCUGAUGACUCCGCACAAAUCCUUCUAACAUUGGCUCAGAUCAUAACGUUAACGAUGGAGACAUCGGAGCAUAACGUUGCGUAUAUCUCCUGACCAAAUUGCACCAACAGGCUGAUUUUUGGCAAGGGGGCUUUUUUAAUCUUGUUCUUUUUGGAUAUGCUAACCAAUCCCAUAAUUUCACAAAUUUUGUUUUUGUUUUCUUUAUCUUUCAUUUCCUUUUAGUUCAGUUUUGUUGUUUCCUUAAACACCUCACGAGAAAGGUAACUGCGCAAAAGACUUCUCUCAAAGACUUCUCUUGGCUGAACUACAAUAACUACUAAAAGUUCUCGCGAAAAGUAACCAAUCAGCAUCGUGGCAGUUACUAUGCUUAAAAAAAGCCAAGCGUCUUAAACCAAUCGAACCAUUCUAAUCAAACCGUUUCUGUACUUGAUAAUACAGGGUUGAAAUUAAGAAACCUCCUUGAAGCUUCUGAGAAAUGGUUACUUGAUUUUACUUAACUGGUAUAAGGGUUUUCGUCCUUUUCAUUAAGCAAUUGAAGAGCUAACUGUGAUCAGCUAUAAUCGUUUGCUAGUUCAAGGGAGCAAAGACAGCCAUAGUUACAAACAUCAUAAAGGUUCUCGGAAAUUCCCUCUUGCGCAAUUUUGGUUGAUACUGUAACGACGGUGGUGUACAUCAUGACUUCCUCGGAAGAAAUGAAAGACAUUCUUCAGUAAAACUGGAAAUUGAGAUAGCCCAGCACGUCGAUGACAAAAUCAACGGAAUUGAAGGGCACUACAAAGGCAAGAUACUGGAAGAAACCAAGGGAAAUUUCGUUACCGGAAAAUCUCAAGAUACUGUGGUCCUGAUCGCCUACAAGUGUAUGUCACGUUAUGGAUCUAAAGCCUGAAAAUUUUCCGGACACAGAAGAAUUCAAGCAAAUCACUUUCUGACUCUUGAAUUGUUCCCCACCAGAACAGUGGUUUUGCGUUUUAGAGCUAUUGUGAACAUUGAAUUUUGCGAAGAAUCUCUUGUAAUUGUGAUCUUGAUGUUUUUGGUAAUUUUCAAUACCUCUCAAAUUUGAGGUAGCAAGAAUUAUUGUAAAGUUUUUCCAUCGACAGCCAAGUCUAUUAGCGUCUCUCCCCAGUCUCGCUCUCUGUUUUCACCCUCGUUCCAGACCUUUUGUUUGACUGCUCGCGCGUACUUGAAUACGCAAAAAUACGGACUGUUUUGCAGUCUAAUUCCAGAUAGUCAAACGGCUUAAAAACGUUUUAUACUGAAAGCGGAACUUCAUUUUACAUCAGGGCCUCCUUAUUCCUGCUCACUUGACUCCCUGGUCAAAACACUGAAGUUAUUUUACGACCAUUAGAAUAAAAGCUGUUUAGCACUACUUUCUUUCGGUACUUAUUGUUGACAGGGGAGUGGUGGCACUGACUUAAGCGUCCAUGGAUGAAAUCCUUGACUAUUGUUUCUCUCUAGUGCUUUCCUUUGGGUUACUUUUAAUACUUUGCGAUUUAGUCAUGAUAGCUGCUUUUGGGAUUGCCGAAAAAAUCAUUCAGCGGUAAGAAACGGCGCGCGUCGUAGACUUGGCUCAAUCCUUCCUGUUUUACCUUCAUGAUGAUUUCAUACAUUUUUUUCACGCCGGAAUUAUGGUAAAUUUAGUGUCUAGUGUAUUUUGUCGGCAGUGGUUUCCCUUCUUUCUCGGAAAGAGGCGGUAAAGUCUUCUAAUACAGUCUUGUCGGGUGGGAGCAAUGACGUCUGGCAACUGGGAAUUAAUCCCGGCGGGGUUAGCUUGUAAGUUCGGUUGAGUGGUAGAGCAAUAACAUCAGAGAAAGUUUAGUAAUAGUAUUUUCCUUUCUUUGCAGUUUGUCAUUCUGCCUGUGAAACUUGCAUUGGAGAGGGUGCAAGCGGAUGCACAAAAUGCAGCUCGGGAUACAAAAUGGCCGACAAUGAAUGCAAAGGUAGCGUUUAUUAUUUCGGGCAUUAAGAGUGUCUGGGCUUUUAACAACCUCGAGUUCAUUGCAGAUGUUAAGUCAUACGGACAGCUAGCUGUGUUUUCCCUAGUCCGCAACAGUCGUCCUUCUUUCCUCAAAGCCGCGCAGGGCAGUUAUUCAACAAAGCGGUAGAAAAGUGGAGGUAUUUUGGCCGAGAGAUUGCGACCCCUUUUCUCGCCACUUCACCGUUCACACCUCGUAAGGGCGUACUCACUGUUUCAAUAGAAAAAACUAGACACUGCUCGCGGUCUAUGGUUUCCCACGCUGCGACUUGCAUUCGUGGACUCCUGGUAGCAUUUCAUGUAACCUAUCGGAAGCAUUUUAUCUGAGAGCGUCAAAGCAAUCCAUGUCUUGCAAAAUGAAUGUAGAAGAAACCGUGGCGCUGCAUCGGUGAGGUAAUGAUAUAUCCCGGGUGAUAGACAAAAAUUUGAUUUUGAAAACGGUAAUAAAGUCAACUUCCCACGUGCAACGAGGUUGAACAGAAAACGUAUCGAGCGCUAGCCCAUUGUCAGAGCAAAUCCAAAACUAAGUGAUGGAAACUUGAGCUUUCAUUUUUUUUUCGGUUGGGCGUUACUUGACCAAUCAGCAUAUCUUGGCAAUAUGGAAGGGAUUACCUACGUCACUGACCAUAUGGGCAUGUGAUACGUCAGUACUUUUCUAGUCUCGUAUCCAGAUCUCUUUUUGGCGAAUCCGGCAAGAGAUCUGGUUACGAGAUUAGGACCUUGCUUUAGCUCCCAAUGAGCUGUAAACACAAACAGUAGCCAGUCGGGGUGGGGGCAUUAUCAAGAAUGCGGAAGGCACGAGCCUUGUAAGCGGGACUGGGGUUAUCCUCCCUCAGAAAAUUUUCAAGUUUGGAGGCUCCGAAACGCUAUUUCAGCACUUGUAAUGAGAUAUGUCUCCGAAAAAUCGACCUCGAAUCAUGAAAACUACAAACAAUUGCAAAUCACUAUAAUCAAAAUAACUGAGUCUAAAGAAAAUAAGUCCAUCCACCGGCUUGAUUUGUCUGGCUCAACAGGUCUAGGGGGGAGCAGCUGCCCCCCUCGCCCCCCGCUAGCUACGGCUCUGAGAACUCUUUGCUAGGGUAUGAAGCAAAUUUACACUUCGGCGAGGUCUGACUUCCGCAUGUCGUGAGAAUUACCUCACAUCAGCCAACUGUAAGGUUUUUAAUAAACUAUAUGCUACCCUUGGACUUAGACAGUCUGCUCUGUUGAUUGGUUUAUGAGACACCAGUCUAAGAUAAUUGAAGGUAACGGUUUUGGUGGCCACUGAAAUGGUGUGACAGAGCGGGUUUCAUGUUUCUGUUCCCUUUCCUUCAGUUUUAGAUUUAUUUUCCGUUAAUUGAUUUAUUCAUUAUUCACAGAUGUAGACGAAUGUUCCGCAGAAGAACACGAUUGUAACAAAGACUCACAGAAAUGUCGAAACAUGCCUGGUAGCUUUACCUGCGAUUGCAAGAAGGGCUUCAAACGCGAUGGAGACCAGUGCGUAAAGAACGGAAAGAAAGGUAAAAAGAAGACAAAAAAAACAAAGACAGAGGAGCAACAAAUAGAAGAGGAUCUUGCCAAAGGCAACUACUACACUGACCUUCACAUGAAACUUGGCUCUAUCCUAUAUGCCGUGUUUUUUGCUUGUGUGGUUACCGCUGUCAUGAAGCGUAGCUGGACCGCUAUUGUGGUACUUACACUUGUGUACGCUUGCAUAUUGUGGUCCUUGAGGAGUUAGUAGACAAAGAGGCCCUACCCCUUUUCUUUGACGUCAAGUGUGUUAACGGCUCUAACUUUUCGUUGAAAGGACGAAAUCCGAAGUGGUUGCUAAUUGUGCUUGUAAAGCGUGGAAUGUAACUUGUAAUAUCACUCUGAAAAAAUCUCCUAAGCUAUGACGGAAAUAAUACCUCUAAAUGGACAUGACGAAGUUCUUCCUCUGUGAUGCUGUUUGAUGCUUUACAAGGUAGCUAAUGUGUUGCUAUUCGUGGAAAAGCUGUUUGGGUGAGCGGCGUCACUUCGUUUACCGUGGCUGAAAUGUUAGAGGGGCGUAACACCACCCAAGGCUAGCCUGUGAACUGUUCAUAAAAAAUCACAUCAGUGAAUAUUGAUAACAACAGAAAGCCUCGAAACAAAAUCAUCUCUUAGGAAAAAAAAGGCGAUAGAUGAUAGAGCUUUUGCCAGUCAACUGGCUGGGAAUAUAUAUGAUUUGCGAUAAAAACCGUUUAGUUUUGAGCCGGCACAGUAUGCCGGUUUGUAAACGAGUAGAUUCCAUGUUGCCGUGGGUCUGUUCAGUAAUAGAUCACAGAGGAGGUCAAAAUUUGUUAAAAGCAUCGUGACACACUCGCCUGCGGCUCGUGGUUUGAUCUUUAGAUUUCCAGUUAAAAGCUCAGUGUGCCUGUUCGACUGAGGUUUCACAAAAGAUACUAUACUAAAUCAAGCCUCUUGUAAAGUAAAUGCUCCACUGGCUGUAAAA
Messenger RNA from Porites lobata, 16178 nucleotides. NCBI's taxonomy places the organism in Eukaryota, Metazoa, Cnidaria, Anthozoa, Scleractinia, Poritidae. The record is from the annotation of a GenBank genome assembly.